CCGAAGGGAAGGAAAAAGAAUGCCCUCUCUUAAGAAGACAGAGCAAAAGCAGCAAAACCUGCUAAGACUAAGACAAGCUAACCCAAAGAUCUACCAGUGGGACUACCGAGUUCAGUGCCUGGGGAGAAGAGCAGCAAAGCAGACUGACCAAAAUGGGGAUAAGUCUUUAAAAAGAUCUUUACAGGACUCUGAAUGGCUAAUCUGAUUGAGCAGAUGGUUGGCCCUAGGCUAGAGAGACUGUUUAGGCCACUGUAUAGGAAAGCCUAGCCCGAGCAUCUUGAUAGGGAACAUCCUUUUCCUAGAGGUGGUUUUCUACUGGAGCUGACCUUGCUCUCAGGAGAAGGCAAUGUGUCAGCCUUAGAACACAUGGCUCGGUUCACUUGCCAGUGGUAGGGGGCUUCGAAUGAUGAUUACCUAAAGCUUAGGAAAUUCCCAAGUUCACUGACAGGCUACGCAUUUGCUAUAUUUGGUAUAUUCAUCUUCCACCGAACUCGAUACACAAAAGAAAAGGGAAGACAUUCAAAAUGAGUUUAAGUCCCACUUCUCUAGUACUGAUCCUGCUGUGUCCAUGUCAGACUUGGAUCGAUUGAAGAAAAAUGACAUAUGCAAUUAACCAGACACCAUAUUCAAAAAUGAAUGGCCAAUUUUGUG
Messenger RNA from Rubroshorea leprosula, 651 nucleotides. The record is from the annotation of a GenBank genome assembly. NCBI's taxonomy places the organism in Eukaryota, Viridiplantae, Streptophyta, Magnoliopsida, Malvales, Dipterocarpaceae.